Symbiodinium pilosum is the source of this 1425-nucleotide messenger RNA. The record is from the annotation of a GenBank genome assembly. Lineage: Eukaryota; Dinophyceae; Suessiales; Symbiodiniaceae.
GCAAUCAAAGCUGACAUACGAGUUGCCUGCCAGCCUCGUGGCCCUCAGCCGGCUCAAAGGGAUGGAACUUUUGCUGGAUUGGUAGCAGCUGUACGUGCGAGAGCGACUCGCCAACACCAGCAGCCAGGAUCCGACCAGACAGGUGCUGCUGCAAGCAGCAAUGGCCUGCAUCCAAAGAUCCAGCCGCAGCUGGCCCUGCCGCAGCCGGCUAGGCCACAGCCUAGGCCACCGGGGCCGACAGUGGGCCGAAAACCUCAUCUCGGCACCAAGGAGCUGCCCAACAAGCUGCCAGAUGUGGACAACGAAGGAAGACCUUACAACUUAAAGUUAGUUGUGGUCAACUUCAACAACGUCGGAACAAGCUUCGGGGCCAUCUUCAACAAGGGUAAGGAGCCAAGGUACAAUUGGGAAGGAGUUCGCCGCUGUGUAAAGGAGCUUACAAGACGAGGCUUGAAGAUUAUCGGCGUAAUCUACCAACAUUGGAGAGCCUGGGAUGGUGAUGUGAUGGUGAACGAGAUUCCACAGGACAUACGCAGCCAAUGUGAGUCUAUACAAGAGACUCCGAGAAUACCAGGCGUCAACCAAAGGAGUGCUGAUGAUGAAAUGACAAUAAAGUGUGCUUAUCACAGAAACUGCCGCAUUCUGGACAAUGAUAACUACAAGGACUGGCUGCAUACACUUCGAACAGUGGAAAUCAGAAACUGGUAUUCCUAUAGCCAAGACCGUGUCCACAUGAAAUAUUUCUUCGAUUCUGAUGUUGGUGUUUUUGAAACGUUGGAUGGCAACGCUGAACGAGGGGCCUCCGAAGAGCGAGAGGAGCGCCGACCGCGUACAUCCAGGAACAGAUCCCAGCACUCAGAUGAUCGGAUUUGCGUGACGCCACCAGAAGAUGACCGCAUUUCGGUUCUUCCAGAGACUGCUGCAAGCGCUUCUGCAACAGUCUUGUUUCCGACGGAAGCAGCAUAUCGCCAUCAUAGAGGACCGACAAUCACAAUGCCAUCUUCCUUGCUUGACAAAUCCCUUGACACCGUCGACCUUACUGCAGACUCGGGUCCGAAGCAAAUUCAGGCAUCAAAGAUGGAUGUCAACACCAGCAAGGCUGGCUGGACUCCCUUGUGCACAGCUGCAUCACAGGGCAAGGUGGAGUCUGUCAAGCAGCUGCUCAUGUUAGGUGCAGAUCCCAAUGUUCCCAACAGCUUGGGUGCGCAUCCAAUAUUCUACGCUCUACGGAACUGGAGUCUCAGAAUGUUUCGUCUGCUGGCGAAGCAUGGGGCAGACGUGCAACGUGCAAGGAGCGAACGUGGAGAGUCUUUGCAGGACUACGCCGAAAGGAAGGUUCAGCAGGUCGCGAAGUUAGAAGCAUUUGGAGCCGCCCGGUUCUCCUCAGCAUCAUGCCAGGAGCGCCUGAGAGGUCCUGUAUGCUAA